Molecule: messenger RNA, 1895 nt
Organism: Protopterus annectens (West African lungfish)
Lineage: Eukaryota; Metazoa; Chordata; Ceratodontiformes; Protopteridae
Product: zinc-binding protein A33-like
Exons: 7
Coding region: 21-1505 (494 amino acids)
Molecular function (GO): zinc ion binding; protein binding
Source: RefSeq, a predicted model, not a curated record
UGAAACAGUCUGGUUUCACAAUGGCAUCUAAAAAACAUGCAGGAGAUUUUAUGGAGGAAUUUAUUUGCUCAGUUUGCCUAGAACCUUUAAAUUUUCCAGUGACACUGCUGUGUGGUCACAAUUUCUGCAAGUCUUGUAUUGACAGAGUUUGGGGCAGUGGGAAACAACCUUCCUGUCCUGAGUGCAGAGAGGAAUGCACAGACAGGAAAUAUGCAGUGAACAGACAACUAGGAAAUGUGGUUAAAAGGGUGAAAAUAGAAUGUCAGGAUGAAGAAGGACCAAACUCAUGUGAGGAAGACCAGCUCUGUACAGAGCAUAAAAUAAGGCUUGAGCUGUUCUGUAAAGAGGAUGGCAUUUUGGUUUGCUCACUGUGUGUUCCUGAACAUCAUGGCCACACCUUCUUGACAAUGCAGAAAGCACUUGACAUGUACAAGGAUAAACUGACAACACCUCUAUCCCAUCAGCAAUCAAGUCUAAAGCAUCUUAAAGAAAUAAAGUGUCAGCAAGAAAUAAAGAUAUCAGAAAUCACAACCCAUGCCAGAAGUUUACAGUUGCACAUAACAUCAGAAUUUGCUAAGCUUCACCAUUUCCUCCAGGAGAAGGAAGAAAAUCUGGUCCAACAGCUGAAGGAGGAAGAAACAGGAAUUCUGAAAGAGAUGGAAGAAAAUCUGAGAAAAAUUAAAGAAGAUAUUAAUGCCGUUCAGGAAUCAGUCUCUAAUAUUUACUUACAGUUGCAGCAACAGGACGCACUGACUUUUCUAAAGCUAUUUUACCCUGGGCCUCUGCAGUCGGACUUUCCCGGUAAUAAAAUGUCAGAAAUCAAGUCGUUUACACUGAGACUCACAGAAGACCAGAAAAAGAGUGAUGUCCCAAAUGUUGUAGCCGGAGAAAUGAGUCUCGGGGUGUACAAAGGCCCCCUGCAGUAUAGUGUAUGGAAGGAAAUGAACUCUAUCCUUAAUCCUGGUAUCACUAAUCUUGUAUUGGAUAAUAACACAGCACAUCCUAAUCUUAUUCUUUCUGAGGACCUGACCAGCAUAAAACAUGCUAACAAGAGGCAGGAGGUCCCUGACUACCCAGAGAGGUUUAGUUCAUGUUUCUGUGUGCUGGGAUCAGAGGGAUUCAUGUCAGGCAGGCACUACUGGGAGGUAGAGGUGGAGAACAAGACUGACUGGCGCGUGGGUGUUACCAGAGAGUCCAUCAACAGAAAAGGAUACAUCAUCAUGAGCCCUGAGAAUGGAUACUGGUGUUUGUGUUAUGGUAAGAAUGUGUAUGAAGUACGUGAUACCACAACAAAGCAUCUCAGACUCCGGGAGAAGCCCCAGAGGAUUGGAACCUAUCUGGACUGUGAGGGUGGACAGGUGUCAUUUUAUAAUGCUGACAACAUGUCCCAUCUCUACACUUUCACUGGCACCUUCACUGAGAGACUCUAUCCUUUAUUCAACCCUUGUAGAGGAGAUGGGGGUAAAAAUGCAGAACCCCUGAAGCUCUUUCAUUUAAAAUUAUAGUUCCAUCUGAAAACUUUUUAUGUACUUACAUGGAGGAUAAAAUGUUUCUACUGUAUGAAAAGUAUGUUUGUAAACUCAGCAUAGAGAAUGAUACAGUACAAACAGUACAGAAGUAACCAGAUUUACUGUCUUGACAACCUUAAUGUGAAGGGAGAAUAUUAAAGAAUAAUAGAAAAAACACAUGAAGGUAAAGUAUUUUUUGAGAGGACAUUAUGUUAAAUAAAUAGUACUGUUAUUUUAGCCGUAUGAAUUCUGCAAUGUCCUACGUAUUUCUUAAAACAUUCUAAUUGUCUUGAAUUGAAGGUCUGCGCAUUAAUAAUGUUGUUUUGGCAUGUAAUAUAGAACUGGCAAGUUAUGAGUUUUAACAGUGGGAGUGCUACAGAAUUCUGA